UGGGCUGACCGGGUUAUAAAACCUGAAAGGGUUCAUCCAGAGCCCACCAAAGAUUUUGAGGACGCCUGCGAGAAACUUCUCAAGGGUGAUUCUGUGACCGGGAAACCUUAUGCCUAUGGAGGCUGGGUAUUCCGGCUAUCUAAUCCGGAUGGGGGUGAAUCUGCGACCCAUGACGCAGAAGAUGACCGGGCAAACUCCCCGGAUGGUCAUGCUGAGGCCAGUUCUCAUCGUCCAGACAUGAACUUCAACAGGAUGACCACCAUCAUCGAGGAUGACGACGAUGAUGUCCAAGUUCUCCACUCCAACCGGUCUCCUAAUCGCAACUCUCCCUCCCCUCCUCAAAACCUUGGAGUUGAAGGGGCCUCAACUGCUCGGUGCUCUUCCUUUGAUGAUCUCAUUCGAGAUAAGCAGGUUGGAGUCCUAUCUGAAGAGAUUGGCCAGUCACUCAUCGAGCCAACCAACCAGGUCUCCCAACUGAAUCUCCUGCUUGACUCGGCCAAAUCAGAAAUAAAUGACCUGGUCGAGAGGGAGAGAAGGUUAGAAGUAGAGCUGAGGGCUGAGAGGGCCUUGCUGGAGGAGGAAAGGGCCAGAUCUGCCCGGUUGGAGGAGGAAGGCAAGAGGAAGGUCGCUGAGCUUGAAGAGGCGUUGGCCCAAGCUGAAGAGACUGCCCGGUCAAAAGAGGAGGCCUUUCCUGAUGAUGCUGCGAUCUGGGCCGGCUGCCAUCACACUGAAGUCGCCCGGUCCAUUCUCACCAAUCCGGAGGACACCAUGGAUUUUUUCAAGACUAUGUACAAAGAACCGGAGGGCAUGAGGAUGAUAACUGAGAUCGGGUCAUACGGCUUCCAGUGUGGCCAGAAGGAUGAGAGGUCCCUUCUCUAUGCCAGGCUCCAGAAGAGGGACCCUUCAUUUGACCCGGCCAAGAUGAAGCUUCCUCCUUUGUACAAGGAAGAGCCAGCCCCCCCUUUCCCUUUGCAGUAG
This is a messenger RNA of Cuscuta campestris, 978 nucleotides long. NCBI's taxonomy places the organism in Eukaryota, Viridiplantae, Streptophyta, Magnoliopsida, Solanales, Convolvulaceae. The record is from the annotation of a GenBank genome assembly.